AGCCCGAAAUGUGGAAUGUAGUUUUUUGUUAUUCAGUAUUUUAUACUCUUUAUUUACUUGUGGGCGGCGCUGUCUUUUUAAUGUUUGAUGGAGUACAACCAUUGCAAACAACUGCUCCUGUGUUUAGCAAUCAAUCUCUUCACUUCAAAGAAAUGAAGCAAGUGCUGUUAGCGGGCAACUAUACAGCAGCUCAAAUAAAAGAAGCCGUCUUGAAUUUUUAUCCAAAAAGUCCAUUUGGUUACUUUACUUAUCCAUUAUACGAAGACAAUCUCUGGUGGACCUUCUUUAAUUGUGUUUUCUUCUGUUAUCAAAUGUUGGCAACCAUAGGUUAUGGUGGCAUCACUCCCCAUAGUCCCUCAAGUCAAAUGUUCGCCAUAUUUUAUGUCAUACUUGGUGUACCGCUAUGCACGCUAUUCAAUAAAGUCCUUGGACAGUCUUAUGCUGAAUCUCAAAACGAGAUGAUUUACAUCUUGAGGGACAAAGUACGAAGCAAGUACUUUAUGAUUUUCUUGUUCUACGCCUUCUGGGCCCUUAUCUUUUAUUUUCUUCCCUCUGCCGUAUUCCUGCACACAGAGCACUGGAGUUUCCUUGAUGGUGUGUAUUAUACAACAACAACAGCAGCUACUAGCGGACUAGGAGAUUUUCUUGUAGGUCAAUUUUUGAAAAGAAAUACGUACUUUGCUGUCUAUCGAUUGCUGCUACUGGCCUGGAUGGUGCACGCUGUAGCAUUUUUCGCUUUCACAUCUGAUGCAUUAUCCAGAGUUUUCAGUCGAUAUCUCCUUUAUGAACUCCACAUAGACAUCGAAGAGCAUAUAUUCGAGUUUCGACCAGUAUAUGUGAACCCUGAGAGCUUGGAUGUCCACUUUAGACUUAUGAGAGCUGAAAAGGGAGUUCAAAAAGACAUUGAUAUUUGGAGAGCAGAUCAAGUGGCAAGCGACAAAACAGUUUAUUUAGAAAAUCACUUCAAAGGUUUAAUAUUGGCAACUGAGAACUUGAAAAGUGCCACUGAAAGUGAAAUGAGGAAAAAAGGUUACUCCGUGGAGGAUCUUACAGACGAAUUUAAAUUGGAAUGA
Molecule: messenger RNA, 1073 nt
Organism: Parasteatoda tepidariorum (common house spider)
Lineage: Eukaryota; Metazoa; Arthropoda; Arachnida; Araneae; Theridiidae
Source: RefSeq, a predicted model, not a curated record